ACCUCCCGCCAGAUCUUCCACCGUAUGUACGCCUACGUCGUCUACCGUAUCGCCUUGUCUCUCCAUCUCGAGAUCUUCUUGGGUCUCUGGAUCGCCAUCCUCAACACCUCUCUCAACCUCCAGCUUGUCGUCUUCAUCGCUAUCUUCGCUGAUAUCGCUACCUUGGCCAUCGCCUACGACAACGCUCCCUUCUCCAAGACCCCCGUCAAGUGGAACCUGCCCAAGCUCUGGGGUAUGUCCGUCCUUCUCGGUGUCAUCCUCGCCAUCGGAACCUGGAUCACCCUCACCACUCUGCUCGUCGGCGGCAAGGACGGCGGUAUCGUCCAGAACUUCGGUCAGAUCGACCCCGUCCUCUUCCUCGAGAUCUCCCUCACCGAGAACUGGCUUAUCUUCAUCACCCGUGCCAACGGUCCUUUCUGGUCCUCCAUCCCAUCCUGGCAGUUGUCUGGUGCUAUUCUCGUAGUUGACAUCAUCGCCACCCUCUUCACCAUCUUCGGCUGGUUCGUUGGCGGUCAGACCUCCAUCGUCGCCGUCGUCCGUGUCUGGGUCUUCUCCUUUGGUGUCUUCUGCGUUCUCGGCGGUAUCUACUACCUCCUCCAGGGCUCCACUGGCUUCGACAACAUGAUGCACGGCAAGAGCCCCAAGAAGAGCCAAAAGCAGCGAUCUCUCGAAGAUUUCGGUAAGCCACCACCACCUCCUAACAUACUCUAUGCAUCCAUUCAGCUACUAACAUCCUCGUCUAGUUGUCUCCCUCCAACGUGUCUCUACCCAGCACGAGAAGAGCGCAUAAAUGAACAUAACCCCUAUUUCCCAAAACGCGCUAUCUUAAUCCGGAGGCUGCAUUCCCUCUUUUCUUGCCUUGUUUAA
This is a messenger RNA of Trichophyton verrucosum HKI 0517, 867 nucleotides long. RefSeq lists its product as uncharacterized. The record is from RefSeq and is a predicted model, not a curated record. The transcript has a single exon. Gene Ontology annotation, biological process: proton transmembrane transport; regulation of intracellular pH. NCBI's taxonomy places the organism in Eukaryota, Fungi, Ascomycota, Eurotiomycetes, Onygenales, Arthrodermataceae. The annotation marks the transcript as partial. Gene Ontology annotation, molecular function: P-type proton-exporting transporter activity. Gene Ontology annotation, cellular component: plasma membrane.